ACAACUAGUGGAACGGUUGUGUUGUUAAAAUUCUUGCAAUUAGCAAACAAAAAAACGAAUAUAAUUAAAAUAAAUAAAAAAUACGAAAUAAACUUCGCCUUCGUCAAGUAAUACGUCAACCUUAAAACAAACACACGCACACACAUAACUAAUCAUCAUCAUCACCAUCGAAGAGUGUGUAAAGCAGAAUGAAGAUGAUGACAAAAGAGACAUUUAUUUGGAAAUAAAUUGUAAACAAAAAAAAAACACAAUUUGCUUUUUGCUGGACCAAAUCGAACUAGAAAGAGACAAUGAAAGGGAAUUAACAAUAAAAGUCACAAUUAAGGAGCGAGCACCAAUAUAACGUUUAUUUUGUCUGUCUCGUUUUUUUUUCUUUUGUCAUCGUCUCGUAAUAAAGGUGUUUCAACAGAGUUACCAUAUUAAAGUGAAAAACGUCAAAAACUACGCUGUUGUGUUGUAAUAAAAUAAAUUUCAGUGAAGAGAUUUUACAAAAAAGUGAAUUAAACAUAUUUUAAGACAAUUUUUGUAAUAUAAAAAGUCUUAACUUUUUGGGGCAACAAAAUUGUUGUUGCUGUUAAUCAUAGUUUAAAAAACCAGUAGGAAAAAUGUCUUUAUUUUCAUCAUGUUUUCCUGACAAACCAAUGACGACGAUUCGCAAAAAGUUGGUUAUUGUUGGCGAUGGUGCCUGUGGUAAAACCUGCUUAUUGAUUGUCUUUAGCAAAGAUCAAUUUCCCGAAGUUUAUGUACCCACUGUAUUUGAAAAUUAUGUGGCCGACAUUGAAGUAGAUGGAAAACAGGUUGAGCUGGCCUUAUGGGAUACAGCUGGUCAAGAGGAUUAUGACAGACUUCGACCACUCAGUUAUCCAGAUACAGAUGUUAUUUUAAUGUGUUUCUCUGUUGAUUCACCUGAUUCAUUAGAAAAUAUUCCUGAAAAAUGGACACCAGAGGUCAAGCACUUUUGUCCAAAUGUUCCCAUUAUUUUGGUGGGCAACAAAAAGGAUUUGAGAAAUGAUCCUAAUACCAUCCGGGAUCUUUCAAAAAUGAAACAGGAACCAGUCAAGCCGCAAGAGGGUCGUGCUAUGGCUGAAAAAAUUAAUGCCUUUGCUUAUUUGGAAUGUUCGGCCAAGUCCAAGGAGGGUGUACGAGAAGUCUUCGAAACAGCUACUAGAGCUGCAUUGCAAGUUAAAAAGAGGAAGAGGACCAAAUGCCAUUUGCUCUAAAAGAGUUUUUAACAACAACUAUACAAACAAAAA
Messenger RNA from Lucilia sericata (common green bottle fly), 1253 nucleotides. RefSeq names its product ras-like GTP-binding protein Rho1 (gene Rho1). Gene Ontology annotation, biological process: cell migration; small GTPase-mediated signal transduction. NCBI's taxonomy places the organism in Eukaryota, Metazoa, Arthropoda, Insecta, Diptera, Calliphoridae. The record is from RefSeq and is a predicted model, not a curated record. Gene Ontology annotation, molecular function: GTPase activity; GTP binding.